UAUCUGUUGUUGGAGAAGUACACGGUAUUUGUCAUUGAUAUAACAAACUGCAGUGUAUCUCGCGUUUUCAAAUAUGAUAAUAGUUGCGCUGGCUGCGCCUCCACUCGAGUCGGAACAGUUAAACAACAUGGUGGACGUUGUGUAGGCUUUGAAGAGCCAGAAGAUGAGUUGAUCUCCAUCUAAACAAGCUCGAAAAUGGCAACAUACAACACCGACGGACAUUCUGUUGUGGUGGAAUUGAGUCCAGACAUCCAUAUCUGUGGAUUCUGCAAGCAGCAGUAUAAUAAUUUUGAGGUCUUUCUCGCCCAUAAGCAAAAUGGAUGCUCCUUACCAACCUCUGCCACCACUGCAACCACCACUCUCACAGAUUCCAGCACCGAGUUUGUUUUUGAGGAAACCUACCAGACGUGUGUUAUGAGAGGUGUUAAAAAGAUCCUGACCAAAGCACAGAAAACACCUUCCAAAAAAUUGAAACCUUCCCUGACUUCAAAGAGACACAGCUGCUGUUUCUCAGGUUGCACUUUCAAGACGCAGUAUGGCCAAAAAGACAUGGAGCGGCAUCUCAAAACCCACACCGGUGAGAAGCCAUUUGAAUGUGAGCUUUGCCACAAACGCUUCAGCCGGCGGGACAAGCUCAACAUGCACAGCCGCUCGCACACAGGCGAGAAGCCGCACAAGUGUAAGCACUGUCCCUACGCAGCAGCAGACAGCAGCAGUUUGAAGAAGCACCUGCGAAUCCACUAUGAUGAACGGCCGUUUAAGUGCCAGAUCUGUCCUUACGCCAGCCGCAACUCCAGCCAACUCACCGUCCACCUGCGCUCGCACACUGGGGAUGCACCUUUCCAGUGCCAACAGUGUGAUGCAAAGUUCAAAAUCAACUCAGACCUGAAGAGGCACAUCCGGAUUCACUCGGGGGAAAAACCAUACGAGUGUAACUUUUGUGAGUACCGCUGCGCCAUGAAAGGCAACCUGAAAUCUCACGUUCAGCUCAAGCAUGGCACCGAGAACUCCUCCCACUGUGAGCACUGUGACUUCCAGUGUGCCAGCAAGGCUGCUCUGCGAGAGCACAUGCGAGAACACCAACCCAUUCAGCCCAUCCAGUGUUCCGAGUGCACUUACUCCUGCGCCAGCAAGGGGGCGCUCAAAGUCCACGAGAGGGUCCACUCGGAGGAUCGGCCCUUUAAAUGUGACUUCUGCAACUUUGCCUCCAAGCAGCGCAGUAACCUCGUCAUCCACAAAAGGAAGUGCCACUCGGAUAAGCCUGAAAAAGGUGACGGUGGCAGGGGUGGAGGAACAGGCGGAGGAGGGGACUCUCCAAAGCCUGUGGGCUCCAGGUACCGGGCCAAACUAGAAGCGGCUCAGGCGUUCUGCUGUGACUCGUGCAACGCUUCCUUCGUGAGGGAGGACUCCCUGCGGAGCCACAAGAAGCAGCAUCGAGACACACUGAACGUGUUUCAGCUCCAGCUCUCCGCCCCGGCGGAUGUCCACUUGGUUCCGGUCACAACGGCGAAGAGCAACACCCAGCUUGAGGUUCCUAUCCCGUCUGACUCGAUGGCUCCUUACAGCAGUGCGCAGCUCAAAAUCAUCGUAUCUCACCCUCUGGGCCAGGAGAACUCCUUACUUCCAGGUGGUGGGGAUGGUCCGCAUAAGACCAGCAUGGUCCUGCUCAGCCCGGAAAGCCAGGACAUGGUCGUCCACUCCAUGAUCCAGCAGGGGAACUUGCUCACACCAAUGCAACCCGUCGGGUCGCGCCAGACUGCCGAGGCCACACUAGAAACUCAGACGGUCCUGUUGACGCAGCUCGGCCCCGGUGACGCCAGCAACCCGCUCCACCGGGCCCUGCUGCAGACCGCCGUCACUGCUCAGGACGCCAGCAGCGGCACGCAGACUUUCAUCACGACCUGCUCGGAGCUGGAGGGCCUCAACGCCUUGAUCCAGGAGGGUGGCACGGAGGUGACAGUGGUGACGGAAGGGAACGCCGCCACGGCGGCGACGGCAACUGCAGCCGACGGGGCGCGCGGUCCAUCGGAGGACAUGUCGAAGCCAGCAGGGGCAGUUGCGGUCGGGGGGAGCGUCUCACCCUGUGAGGAAAGUGCGUUGCUGGUGCCGAACAUCAGCCUUUGCAGCCAGAAUGUGGUCAUCCACGGGGUUCCACUCAUCGUGUCCACUCGGCAGCAGCAGACGAUAGAGCAGCUCUCUCCUCACACACUGUACUCCGAUACACACACACUGGAAGACAUCCCACAGUGAGCAGGGGGGGCUCAGUGUGUUUUCCUGAAUAUUUAAAGACUUUAAACUGCAUCAUAAGCUAUUUCUUUGCCAGUAUGAACUCUUUGGCCUAAAGGUUACAUGUGUGCAGGCUGUUACCAAUAACUGCGUUUCUCUGUUUCUAGCCAUUUAGACAUUGACCACUGAAGUCAUUUUCAAUUUCAAAUCAGUUUAUUUUCUAUAGUCCAAAAUUACAAAUGUGCCUCUACACAUACGACAUCCGUGUCCCAGGACCUCACAUCGGAUCAGGAAAAACUCCCCAAAAAUACGUAGCAAGUAAUGGUUUUGUUGUUUGAGAAUACAGUACAGAAUAACUUUGAAAUGUGAAAGUUACUCAUUUGGACAUCAUUUUGCAUACUAUCUUUGCAAGGGUUAUUUUUGGAGCCAUCACAAUUUGAAAAUUAGAAUAAUAAUAAAAAUACUAUAAAUGUAAUUUAUUAUUAAUUUAAAAACUUGGUUUAUUUUAAGCCAACAUCUUCAGGAAAAAAAGGAAUGAAGAAAAAAUAAGCCUGAAAUGUGAAAUGCACAUUUUACCACGGACUUCUCCAGAUUGUCCAUCAGGUGGCAGCAGAGUGAUACGAGUGGAGGGGAAGUUCACUCAGAAAUUGUGGCGUGUUGCAUUAAUAAUACUUAAUUAAUACACAUUCUCUACCUGUAGCUUUUUUCUUUUAGAAAUGAGGCAUUUUCAAGUCCUCAUUUUGAAUCCAUAAUGUGGAUGUUUUUUUGGAGAAAACAUUAGACAUGCAUAUGAAGGUCAUAGUUUUGAAAAGCCAAGUUGCUCACCCAAUAGAUUUUUCAAUAAAGUGCCUGUCCUGC
Molecule: messenger RNA, 3084 nt
Organism: Pseudoliparis swirei
Lineage: Eukaryota; Metazoa; Chordata; Actinopteri; Perciformes; Liparidae
Gene: zfp64
Product: zinc finger protein 64 homolog (mouse)
Exons: 6
Coding region: 196-2250 (684 amino acids)
Biological process (GO): regulation of DNA-templated transcription
Molecular function (GO): RNA polymerase II cis-regulatory region sequence-specific DNA binding; DNA-binding transcription factor activity, RNA polymerase II-specific
Source: RefSeq, a predicted model, not a curated record